Oryctolagus cuniculus (rabbit) is the source of this 2464-nucleotide messenger RNA. RefSeq names its product TNF superfamily member 9 (gene TNFSF9). Gene Ontology annotation, cellular component: plasma membrane. NCBI's taxonomy places the organism in Eukaryota, Metazoa, Chordata, Mammalia, Lagomorpha, Leporidae. Gene Ontology annotation, biological process: positive regulation of cytotoxic T cell differentiation; immune response; positive regulation of activated T cell proliferation. The record is from RefSeq and is a predicted model, not a curated record. Gene Ontology annotation, molecular function: tumor necrosis factor receptor binding.
CAGGCAGUUGGGGUCUGACUGUUCUGGGCCUCCCUGCAGAAGUCAUGGGUUUGGGGGAGUCUCAGUGUCUGGUGGAGGUUGGGGUACAAAGGAGAAAAGAGGGAGAGAGAGAGAGAGAGCGAGCUAGAGACACAGGGAGAGACAGAGAGAGAGUAUGUGUCAUAAAGAGGUGGAGAGGGGCUGGCACUGUGGUGUAGAGGGUAAAGCCACUGCCUGCAGUGCUGGCAUCCCAAAUGGACGCCAGUUUGAGUCCCGGCUGCUCCACUUCCGACUAUGGCCUGGGAAAGCAGUAGAAGGUGGCCCAAGUGCUUGGGCCCUUGCACCCUCCUGGGAGACCCAGAGGAAACUCCUGGCUCCUGGCUUUGGUUCGGCCCAGCUCUGGCGUUCGUGAUCAUCUGGGGAGUGAACAAGUGGAUGGAAGAGUUCCCUCUCUCUGCCUCUCUGUAAUUCUUUCAAAUAAAGAAAUAAAUCUGAAAGAAAGAAAGAAAGAGAUGGAGAGAGCCUGCCAGAGAGGAGAGAUAGAGAGCCAAAAACGGAGAGAGACAGAGAUAGAGAAAGUCAGAGAGAGAUGGAGAGAGAGAGCCAGAGAUGUAGAGAGACAGUAGAGAGAGCGAGAGAGCCAGAGACACACAGAGACAGAGAAAGCCAGAGAGAGAGAGCGAGAGAGAGAGCGAGCGAGCCAGAGAUGCAGAGAGACAGCAGAGAGCGAGCCAGCCAGGGAGACAGGGACAGAGAUGGAGAGACAAGAGGGGCCGGCGGCAGAGCGAGCCGCCCGCGGAGACAGGCGGACGAGGAGGUGCAGGGCAGGAGGCUGCGGGUGGGAUGAGCCGCCGACCGGCUCGAGGCGGCCGGAGUCAGACAAACUGGAAAUCAAAGGGCCGAGCGGGAACCCAAAGAGCCGGCGCGCGGGGAGGAAGGUCCCUAGGGGCGGCGCCGAGGUCCCCGGCCCGGCCCCCCGGAAAGCCGCCUUCCGGGACAGCAUAAAACGAGGCGCGCCGCCCGGGGCCGCAGUCCCCGCGCCAGCCAUGAGCCACUGCCCAGCCGCCGCUCCGGACCCCGAGGCCCCGUGGCCGCCCGCGCCCCCGGCCCGCGCCUGCCGCCCGCUGCCCUGGGCGCUGGGCGCCGCGCUGCUGCUGCUGGCCGCCACCUGCGCCGCCUGCGUCGCCCGCACCUGGGCCGCGCCCGGCCCGGCCCCCGGCCCCUCGCGCAGCCCGGGACUCGGCCACGACCCGGAGCCCGCGCCCGACGCCCGCGCCGGGCUCCGCGACUCCCCGCGGCAGGGCCAGUUCGCGCAGCUGGUGGCCCGGAGUGUGCUGCUGGACGACGGGACCCUGAGCUGGCACAGCGACCCCGCCCUGGCGGGAGUGUCGCUGUCCCCGGGCCUGAGUUAUGACGAGGACACGCGCGAGGUGGUGGUGGCCGAGGCCGGCGUCUACUACAUCUUCUUGCACCUGGAGCUGCGACGCGUGGUGGCGCGCCAGGGCUCGGGCUCCGUCGCGCUGUCGGUGCACCUGCGGCCGGAGCGCAGCGGCGUCGCCGCGCUGGCCUUCACCGUGGACCUGCCGCCUGGCUCCUUGGAGAAGGCCCCGGACUCAGCGGCCGGUUUCCGGAGCCGCCUGCUGCACCUGGGCGCGGGACAGCGCCUCAGUGUCCACCUGCACGCGGAGGCCGAGGCGCGCCCUGCCUGGCAGCUCGCCCAGGGCGCCACACUCUUGGGCCUCUUUCGCGUGGCCACCGAGGCCCCAGAUGGACACUCCUCGCCCUAGCCCGGGGAAGCCCGGCUGGGUGCCGCCUGGCUGCGCAGAGAUGGGGCUCCUGCCUCCUUCUUUGGCCAGGGCCCCUGGUGCUGGGGCCAGUUGCUCUACCUCAGGGGGCUGGGGCAGGGGUCCGGGCUGCAGACCCCUCCUCCUCCUCCAGGAUUUUCUCCACCCACUGCUGCCCUGAGUUGGACUUCGAUAUUUAUACUGAGCAUGAGCUCAGACAGUGUACUUUAUUAUAUUAAUCCAUUGUACUGUAUUUGUAUUUAUUUAGCGUCUGCUAUGUGCCAGACCAACAAUCGCGUCUUAUUUAUGUUAAUGCGUGAGAAAUAAAGACUCAUUCUCGGAGCCCUUCCUGUCAUUGCGGGCCAGUUGUUGGGGUCAGCCUAAGUUUGGACCACGCUUCAUUUUCUCAUCCAACUGCUGUUUAUGGCACUACUUUAAGUGCUGAGAACUGAGGGCUCAGUGCUGUGAACCAGACAGACCCCAAACCCUAGCCCAGGGUGCAGUUGUGGCACUGCAGGUGAAGCCUGUUCCGGAGCCCCGGGUUCUCUGCUUCCAGUUCCAGCUCCCCGCUAAUGUGCAGAAUGGCCCCGCCUCCCGCAGGGGAGACCCGGAUAGAGCUCCUGGCUCCUGGCUUCAGGCUGGGCCAGCUCUGGCUGUUGUGGGCAUCUGGAGAGUGAAUCAGUGGAUGGAAGACCUCUCUC